AUGCCAAAAAAUAAUGUAAUCUUUAACGUAGGAGGAACCAAAUUUGAAAUAUCAGAAGAUUUAGUAAAGAAAUAUCCAAAUAAUGAAUUAUAUUCCCUCUUUUUAUCAGCAUCAUCAAAAAAUGAAAUAUUUAUUGAUCAUAAUCCUUUAGCAUUUAGCGUAAUUCUAGACUACCUUCGUUAUGGUAAAUUGUUAGUACCAGGAAAUGUUGCCAAAGAAGUUAUUGAAUUACAAUUGAAAGAAUUUCGUAUACCUUAUGAUAAUAUAGUUGAAGAUGAUAAUGAAGAAGAUAAUUUACCUAGUUAUGAAUCUAUUAUUGGCGAAUUCUCUGCUCCUUAUAAAGAUUAUAAAAAUUCUUUAAAAGAUACUGUUAUUAAUAACGCUAUAAAAAGAUUGGAUACUUUGAUUCAAGAUGUCAUUCUUCCUUAUUUGAAACGCCAUGCUAAACGUGGACAUCAACAAGUAACAUUUUACUUGACACCAAACGUAGUUACAUCUAAGAAUAUUACAACAGAACUUGAACAUUUGACGGAUCCACAUGAAUGGAUUUAUCUUCCUUAUUCUUCACAAUCUCAUUCGAAUCGUUCUUUUAAUUCAUCUUUCUCUUACUCAACAUCUAGUUCGAAAUUUUUUAAUUCUGAUAAGAAAGAAGAAGUUAAUGAUAAUGAAGAAGAUUUACCUGAUAUUCAAUUUUUGUUACAAAGUAAUAAUCUAAAGAAAUUACAAGAUUUCAUUCUUGCAAAAUCUGGUGUCAAAAAAGUUGUAGCUAAACAAGUUGAAGUUUCUUGUAGAACUGAAAAUGAAUUUGGUUUAUUUUUUACUAAAUCUUUUGAAAUAAUUCAAAUUGAUGUUAUCAUUGUUUAA
Molecule: messenger RNA, 864 nt
Organism: Rhizophagus irregularis DAOM 181602=DAOM 197198
Lineage: Eukaryota; Fungi; Glomeromycota; Glomeromycetes; Glomerales; Glomeraceae
Biological process (GO): protein homooligomerization
Molecular function (GO): protein binding
Source: RefSeq, a predicted model, not a curated record